CUGCUUUGCAUUGAUUUCAGUUUCACUCUGAGUUUCCAUUUCCCCCAUUAAGAAAACAGACACACAUGCCACGUAGCUGCCAAAAAGAGCCUGUGACUGUUGGGCUGGUGAGCAGGGGAUGCCAGCAGAGCUGGAGCCACUCAGCCUGGGGCCGGAUUUCAUCACCAUUCUGUUAUGCAGUGGUGGAAUUUCCUAGUAAACAAUAUAUAAAGGAAAGGUUCUGGGGUGGAGAGUAGUCGCUUUUGCUGGUGAAGUUCAAAUUGGCUACAACCCCUGUCGCCUCCGGAAAGGAACAGUUCAGCUCUGAAGAAAGGAACUGACUGACCUAAGUCAAGCUUCAGCAGGAGCUUUUUGAAGAUCUAAUUGGAGGAGCUUCCAGUUUACUUAUUUCAGGAAGUUACAAAGGCUGACCCAUGGGUAAAAACUAAGAGAGAAAUGAGCUUCUUCCUGUUCUUCAGAGCUCAGGACUGGAGCUAAAAAUGACAGAAGCUUCAUUAUUUGGCAAAUGUAUUGUUCAUCCACGUUGCUCUUUUGGUCGAUCAGAAAACAACUGAAUUUCACAUCAGAAGAUCUCUGAGUAAGAGGAAAAAGAUCCUUCAGAAGACAGUCCAAGAUGGACAAUGACACUUUUCCAACCUAUGAUGUUUUAAUAGAAGAUGACUUCAGUGAUGACAUGAUAGAAAAGUGUCAUAAAUAUGAUGAUAAAGUCUUUGCAGCACAAGUUCUGCCCCCAUUUUAUUCCUUGGUAUUUAUACUUGGUAUGGUAGGCAAUGCACUCCUUAUGCUAAUCUUGGUCAAAUACAAAGGACUCAAAGAGUUGGUGGACAUCUUUUUCCUGAACACAGCUGUCUCUAAUUUUCUUUUCUUGAUCACACUCCCUUUCUGGAUUCACACUGCAAGACACAGCUGGGACCUGGGAGAUACAAUGUGUAAAAUGAUUUCUGGAUUCUACUUAGUAGGCUACUAUGGGUACAUAUGUUUCUUGGUACUUUUGAUUAUACACAGAUACCUGGCAAUUGUCCACGUGGGAAGAUUUCACUUAGCUGCCAAGAAGACAACCUAUGUCAUCAUUGCAAGCGCAUGGGGACUAGCUAUACUAGCUGCUUUACCAGAAUUUGCAUUUUCCCAAGUUCAAACAGAAGACAGAGAUUAUAUCUGCCACUUUGUUCGGCCUUAUUAUCCUCUAGGGGAUGAAAAAUUCUGGAAAUAUUUCCUGACUUUAAAGAUGAACAUUUUGGGACUUCUCACCCCACUGUUUGUUGCUAUCUUUUGCUAUUGGAGAAUUAAAAAAACAUCAAGAUACAAGGAGAAGAAGUACGGACUUCUUAAACUUAUUUUUCUCAUGACACUUGUUUUUAUGGGGUUGUGGACACCUUACAAUUUAGUGCUUUUCCUUAAGACUUUUCAAGAGCACUUGAACCUGAAUGAUUGUGAGAACAGGUAUCACCUGGACAGAGCAAUCCAAGUAACCAAAAUUAUUGCUAACACUCACUGCUGCAUUAAUCCUGUAGUCUAUGGAUUUCUAGAUGAAACAUUUCGCAAACGCUUCUAUUGCCUUUUCCAUCUCCAAAAUAACACUGAAUGUCAUUUGAGGGAGGCACCAGAUCAGCAAUCACCAACAAAAGGACAGCUGUACAAUUCGACUACAUUUUAAACUAUAUUCAGCGUAGGCUAAAUAAAGUUUCCCUUGAUUUCAUGUA
Molecule: messenger RNA, 1700 nt
Organism: Sarcophilus harrisii (Tasmanian devil)
Lineage: Eukaryota; Metazoa; Chordata; Mammalia; Dasyuromorphia; Dasyuridae
Product: C-C chemokine receptor-like 2
Exons: 3
Coding region: 614-1654 (346 amino acids)
Biological process (GO): G protein-coupled receptor signaling pathway; inflammatory response; chemotaxis
Cellular component (GO): membrane; cytoplasm
Molecular function (GO): chemokine receptor activity
Source: RefSeq, a predicted model, not a curated record